Molecule: messenger RNA, 1164 nt
Organism: Salvelinus fontinalis (brook trout)
Lineage: Eukaryota; Metazoa; Chordata; Actinopteri; Salmoniformes; Salmonidae
Product: BTB/POZ domain-containing adapter for CUL3-mediated RhoA degradation protein 3-like
Exons: 7
Coding region: 136-1074 (312 amino acids)
Biological process (GO): protein homooligomerization; protein ubiquitination; proteasome-mediated ubiquitin-dependent protein catabolic process
Cellular component (GO): Cul3-RING ubiquitin ligase complex
Molecular function (GO): protein binding; ubiquitin-protein transferase activity
Source: RefSeq, a predicted model, not a curated record
UUGGAAGUCCACCAAACGGUCGAAGCCGUCAAUUGCGCUGGCCAUACUUAUGCAGACUUUUGGCCACUAGAGGCCUCUAUCAUUCUCUAUGUUGGUGCUAACUUUGUUCUUCAAGGCUGACUGAACAAGGGUUCUAUGGAAGAGAUGUCAGGAAUAAGUGCGGUGAGCUCGGCGUUGCCAGCGGCUACAACCCGUACCGCCUCCUUCAAGGGCUCAUGCCCCAGCUCGAAGUAUGUGAAGCUGAAUGUGGGCGGGGUGCUCUACUACACCACCAUGCAGACCCUUACCAAGCAGGACACCAUGCUCAAGGCCAUGUUCAGUGGCAGGAUGGAGGUCCUCACAGACAGUGAAGGCUGGAUCCUUAUUGACAGGUGUGGGAAGCACUUUGGGACCAUUCUGAACUACCUGCGUGAUGGUGCUGUACCUCUGCCUGAGAUCCGGAGAGAGGUCGAAGAGCUCCUGGCAGAGGCCAAGUACUACCUGGUGCAGGGGCUAGCUGACGAGUGCCACGCUGCCUUGGAGAACAAAGAUAUGUAUGAGCCCUUCUGUAAAGUGCCUUUGGUCACAUCCUCAAAGGAAGAACAGAGACUCAUCUCUACCUCCAAGCCCACAGUCAAGCUGUUAUACAACAGGAGCAACAACAAGUACUCUUACACCAGCAACUCCGAUGACAACAUGCUGAAGAACAUUGAGCUGUUUGACAAGCUCUCUCUGCGCUUCAACGGCCGUGUGCUCUUCAUCAAGGACGUGAUCGGGGAUGAGAUCUGCUGCUGGUCGUUCUAUGGGCAGGGCCGUAAGAUUGCUGAGGUGUGCUGCACCUCCAUAGUCUACGCUACAGAGAAGAAACAAACCAAGGUGGAGUUCCCAGAGGCUCGUAUCUAUGAGGAGACCCUUAACAUCCUGCUUUAUGAGUCUCAGGAUGGGCGUGGUCCAGACAACGCUCUACUGGAGGCUACAGGAGGCGCUGCAGGCCGAUCCCAUCAUCUGGACGAGGACGAGGAACGGGAACGCAUCGAGAGGGUGCGCCGCAUCCACAUCAAACGCCCCGAUGACCGCACCCACCACCACCAGUAACUAUACCAACCAACCAGCAUUACCAGGAUCCGCAGACCUCACCAGUGACCAUUACCCAUCACUGAGAUCACACUACCGGUAUACCCACAG